AUAGUGUUGCUUGGUAUGUAAAUGCAGAGUUCAAUGCUCUUAUGUUUUUCAUGGCUGUUGCAUGAAUCCUUUUUAUGACCUCUGCAACACCCAACUUUUACUGUGACAUCUUUUCCUGCAAAGAGUUGAGAUUUCUGAAAUGGUAUUAAAUUCAAUUUAAUGACAUGGUGGUCUUGUAUACAUUUAUAUGCUAUGCAUGGUAUGGAGUACCCACUGAACAAGGAUCCAAAGAUAGCCAUUUCUGGACUUCUGCUACUUUCUUGAGCUUUAAGGGUGCUCAUGGAGAUUAAUGACAAGGAAAAAACAUCAAAGAUGGAUGAUUAUGAAGUGAUAGAGCAGAUAGGCAGAGGAACAUUUGGAACUGCAUUUCUAGUUCUUCACAAAUUUGAGAGGAAGAAGUAUGUAUUAAAGAAGAUUCGAUUGUCUAAACAAACAGAGAAAUUCAAGCAUGCGGCUCAUCAAGAGAUGAAAAUAAUAGCACAGCUAAAUAACCAGUAUAUUGUGGAGUACAAAGAUGCAUGGGUGGAAAAGGAAUGCUGUGUGUGCAUUGUGACAAGUUACUGUGAGGAAGGAGAUAUGGCUGAGACGAUAAAGAAAGCUAGAGGAACAUUUCUUCCAGAAGAGAAGCUCUGCAAAUGGCUGACCCAGCUGUUGCUAGCGGUUGACUACCUCCACUCCAACCGUGUUCUUCACAGAGAUUUAAAGUGCUCCAACAUAUUCCUUACAAAGAGCAAUGACAUAAGGCUAGGUGAUUUCGGACUUGCAAAACUACUCAACAAAGAUGACCUUGCUUCCUCGGUUGUUGGCACUCCCAUCUACAUGUGCCCUGAGCUUCUGGCAGAUAUACCAUAUGGAUACAAAUCGGAUAUAUGGUCAUUAGGUUGCUGCAUGUUUGAAAUAGCUGCAUAUCAACCUGCAUUUAGAGCUCAUGAUUUGGCAGGACUUGUUAACAAAAUAAACCGAUCAUACAUGUCCCCACUUCCAAUUGUGUAUUCUUCUGCAUUGAAACAAUUAAUCAAGAGCAUGUUAAGAAAGAACCCUGACCACAGACCAACAGCUGCAGAGCUGCUGAGGCAUCCCCAUUUACAACCAUACCUUGCUCAAUGCUCCAAUAUAUCACCUGUUUUUAUACCAGUGAAGUCUGAGUGCAGCAGCAAAAUUAGACCAAAAGGAACCCAACUGUCUAAUAAAGUUAGUGUUGGAAAAGACAUCAGAGGUGGAAAGGCAAGGCCAUCAAAGAAUUUGGGAAGUGUUCAGGUAGGAAAAGCACAUGCAUUCAGUAAGGCCACAGCAAAGGAAACCAACAUCUGUGGUUUUCUUAAAAUUGAAGUUGAGACAAGAAUAGUAGAUUCCACUAGCUGUGCUGAGAAAACAUCAAAAGCAGUAAAGGGUUCUAGAGUUAUCUCUAAUUCUGUUGAACAAAUUGGAAAUGCCCACUCAGAAACAGCCUUGGUGCAUAUGUUGUCAUCACGUGCAGAUAGGAAACACGGGUGUACCUCUAAGCCAAGAUGCUCUUCACAUUCUACAAUAAACCUUAGCUCAUAUCUGACAAAUGCUUCCACUGAAAAUGCACCAUUAGAAGGUAAAGUCACACUUCCGUGUGAAAAUGGUCUAAUCUCUAGUAAGCAAACAGAGAAAGAAGAUAUUUACGAAUUGAAUGGAGGUUCUAGUGACAUCUCAUCAAUGAGUACGCUGACUUUGGAUCAUGGUGAUGAAACAAGGAUUGAAUGGGACCCCCAAACUCAGCAAAGAGCAGAAGGUCUGGAGUCACUACUAGAGAUCUGUUCAGAUUUACUAAAACAGGAAAAGCUCGAGGAACUUGCAGGAGUGUUGAGACCUUUUGGUGAAGAAGAAGCUGUGUCAUCAAGAGAAACAGCAAUUUGGCUGACACAGAGCCUAUUGAAUAUUCGCAAAACUGGCAGUGCAGCCUAGCAGAAAUGUAAUUUCAAUGGUUCUUCACUUGUAUUCUCAUUAAGUAGACAAAAUUUCUAGAUUUCAAAAGCUAAGUUCACUUUCAUAAUCUGAAAAUCAUUGUAAAACAUUUUAUCCUUUAAUUUCAUUUUUAAUUUAACCCUUUGAAAUUCCUAAACUCAUAUGUUUCUUGAUGGAUAAUGAGAUCGACUUAAAUUUAUAAAGCCAAUCAGUCUACUAAUCAGAUGCCCUUUGAUAGUUGGAA
This is a messenger RNA of Corylus avellana, 2176 nucleotides long. NCBI's taxonomy places the organism in Eukaryota, Viridiplantae, Streptophyta, Magnoliopsida, Fagales, Betulaceae. The record is from RefSeq and is a predicted model, not a curated record.